AUGUUCAACUUGGAAUCUUUACUCUUGAUAAUUGUCCCUCUUAGCUGUUUUCUUUACAUCUCGUUCCCAUGGCGAAAACCACGACUCUCGUUCCCAACUUGGUCCAAUGCUUCCACAACAGGCCACAUAGCGAUCUUGACCGACGAAAAGCCCAAGUCAGCACGCCUAGAAAGGAAGCGGCAGCAACGAAUGCGUCACUUCAAAGAUCUUUACCACAAAGUUCAAAAUCUGGAGCGGUUCCCAGAAAUUCUGCCCCAAGUUCGAGAAACGUUGCUUUCGUUACUCGAACAAGGACUCCGGAUGGCCAAGUACAAGGACCGAUCUCGCAGCAUUCUCAACAUCGUGACCUUUGAUGCCUCCCGUCUCCAAAGUUUCAUCCAAGAUAUCCAGCUCGAUGUGGGUCUGGAAUUCGAAGCCUACAUGCGUCGAAGGGAGAUUGGUGGUGGACCUGAGCUGUUCAAAAGCUUCGAAGAAGCCUGCAUGUUUCUCAAGAACAGCGCACCGUGGAACUACACCGAUGGCGCAUGGCUCGCACGGAUUCAUCAGGUCACAACCCCCUUCGCAUUUCGGGGCGUGACAAAGGAUGCUUGGCAAAUCUUUUCAGAAGAGCUUGGUGAUGGGGAUCUGGAAAAGAACCACAUAUUGCUCUACAAGGAGCUUCUCCAGAGCGUGGGUGUGGACCUGCCCAACGGCGACUCGCUCGAUUUCACACACCCACGCCAUGGCAUGGAGGAUGAGACGAUUUGGAGAUAUGCCAUUGGACAACUCCUCAUUUCCGUCUUUCCAAACGAGUUUUUACCCGAGAUCCUGGGGUUUAAUCUCCACUACGAGCAGCCUGCCAUUGGGGUCUUGAAAGCCAACAAGGAGCUGCCUGAGUUUGGGAUCUCGCCCUAUUACUAUGCUUUGCACAUUUCGAUCGACAACGCGCACUCGGGUCACUGCGCGAUGGCGAUUGGCAACAUUGCACACUUUAUGGAGAUUGUUCAGAACACGGGCAUCAUGGAUCCGCAGACAGCGUGGAGGCGUGUGCAGGCUGGCUAUUGCCUCGGGCAGAGUCUCGAUGACAGGGAUACCGUGGAUGAUUACGAGGACAAGCUGGUUGACAUCAUCUGCAAGAAAGCCACCAUUGCCGCCAAGAUUCAUUGCACGAGUCGCGCCCGGAUCGGAAAGAGAAAAUUGUCAUCUUGGUUUUCUGCUCCUCCUUCGAGCCCCAAGGAUGAUGACGGUUGGAAAGAUGAGUUCCUUGACGCCUUGGCAGACUCCAAGCCAUGGGUAUGCAGAGGUGACAGCAGCAAGAGCCUUUUGAUGCGGGAGCUGGGCUGGAAAGGGAGGAUGUUUGGUGCUUUCACUCACGUCGAGACCGAACUGCUUCGGAACUGGAUUGACUCUCUCAGACCACAUGGCAAGGAUAUGGGCGAGGCUUAUUGGGGGCUUGUUGGUGGCUAUCAGAGCCUGGAAAAGACGUUUGACCCCUCGCGGCAUGAUGCUGCGGUCAGCCAUCCGACUUUUCCCGCCACGAGAACCUGGUCGCUGUGCGAGAUGAACGAUUUUGAGCCAAAGUCACCAAUCCAGAUACACAAGUCGGCAGUUGAAAUAAACGCCCUACUACCACUGUGGUUUGCCCACGCAGGACUCCUGGAAAAUAUCAUCAGCUCCCCUCACCAGACAAUCACACCCCUGGUGUCUAAUUGUUUGCAAAUAUUGCGAGCAGAAAAGGGCUACAAGCCGGUGGGCACAGGUAUUGCCUGCAUGGAUGAGCAACAUUGGCCUGGCUACAGCCCCGACCUGGUGGCCCUGGGUCUCGAAAUGAUGAAGAAUAGGGGUUUGCCACAGCCGACCUGUUUAGGAGACAUAAUUGGCCGUCCAGAAGAUGAGAACCUCAAUGACUCCGGCAGGUUUUCCCAUGACCUUUUAGGGUGGGCUCAGCACCCGAUGAUCAACAGCGUCUUUUUGCUUGGUCUGGCGCGUGCUUUUCUUGACUUGGAGCAAUGGGUGGCUGACAAUGGAGAGUUGCUGGGAAGAAGGGAGAGGCUUUGUCUGUCAGAAAUGAUUCAACGGAAGGCCACUGGCUUUGAGACAUGUUGGGCGGAGCUGAAGAGGGAUGGGCUCCGAUGCUGUGAGUUUGUCACUGGGUAUGAUCUUGGACGGGCAGAAAUCGACCGACUGUUGGUCUUGGGUUGA
This is a messenger RNA of Podospora pseudocomata, 2181 nucleotides long. RefSeq lists its product as uncharacterized. The record is from RefSeq and is a predicted model, not a curated record. The coding region runs from base 1 to 2181 and encodes 726 amino acids. Lineage: Eukaryota; Fungi; Ascomycota; Sordariomycetes; Sordariales; Podosporaceae. The transcript has a single exon.